Messenger RNA from Zingiber officinale, 937 nucleotides. Its product is annotated as cysteine proteinase inhibitor 8-like. Gene Ontology annotation, molecular function: cysteine-type endopeptidase inhibitor activity. The coding region runs from base 24 to 689 and encodes 221 amino acids. The record is from RefSeq and is a predicted model, not a curated record. Lineage: Eukaryota; Viridiplantae; Streptophyta; Magnoliopsida; Zingiberales; Zingiberaceae. The transcript has a single exon.
UGGUGGUGAGUCUGACAUGGGACAUGGGACAUGGGAAAGGGGGAAAUCUUCCAAGUGGCUUACGGAGCCAAAUUUCGACGCGGAACGUCCACAGUUUUCCUCGGGCAAAAACAUUCGUCGGUUCCAUCCCGCACGGCGUCACCCACGUUCGCGUCCCCACCCGUGACCUCAGGCGCGGAACGACCUUCCAAUCAAUCAGCGCGUACAAGCCACGCACCCAUUUCCUCGCCUUUCCUUUAAAUCCACACCCAAACCAACCAUUCCAAUCCCAGAGCCAUCAGCGGUUCAGCACCAUGAGACCAUCCGUCCUCCUCCGCACCAUCUGCCUUCUCCCUCUCCUCCUCGCCUUCUUCGCCGGCGGCGUCGCCGCGGCGAGGGCUCCGGCAAGUUCUCGUGGGCCUCUGGUCGGCGGGUGGACGCCGAUCGCGAACGUGAACGACGUGCACGUCCAGGAGCUGGCGGCGUUCGCGGUGUCGGAGCACAACAAGACGCAGAACGACGGGUCCCGGCUGACGCUGGUCCGAGUGUUGAAAGCGGAGCGGCAGGUGGUGGCCGGGACCAACUACCGACUGGAUCUGAGCGUGAAGGAUGCGAACGGCGCCGCGGCCUCGUACCAGGCCGUGGUCUGGGAGAAGCCCUGGCAGAACUUCCGCCAGCUCACCUCCUUCGUCCGACUUUCCAAGACCUAACGAAGUAAUUUCUCGGCGUCGAAUCACCAGUCGAGUAGAUCAGGCUCCUGCGUGUGACAAAUAAGGGCAUCAAUAAUGUACCUGUGGACUGUGGUGACGAUAUAUGUCAUAAUGUUUACUUUUUGUUAGAAUUAUUUUGCACGAUGUGUUUAGGGUGUGUGACGUUUGUGAAUGGCAACGCCUCUCUACUGCAAUUGAAGUGUCUCAGCUCCGCUUGCUGAUAAUAAAGAACUUAGAAAUUGUUAUCA